AUGGUCACCGCGGUACACCCUUCUCCAAUUUCAAUUAUGGGCACGGACAACGCCCCUGACGAAAUUAUCUUGACGCGUCCCAGUUCGCCAGAAAGUGGACCCUCUACUACUGCAACUCUCCUCGACGUACCCAUCAGUCCUGUGAAGACUCUUUCUAUCAAAACCUUUCCUGACGCCUGCAAAUCUGCGUCGACCCUACUCUCCCCCACAGACUCGUUCUACGUUAGUAUUAUUACUUUCCCAGUCAUGUCCAUCGAGUAUAUUCAACACCAAUACUACCAGGUGGAUUUUCAUUCCGGAGAGCCGAAGAAUCCAGUCAACUACUCAUGGCUGCGAAAAUGGUGUAUCACUUUAGUCGUCUCUCCUGCGACUCUAUCAUUUGUCAUGGGCUUUUACGCUCCAUGUUCUAGACGCGGCCUACCGGUGGCCGUGUUCUUCCUGGUGGCCAUAGUUACCACUGGUCUAGGGUCUAUCAUCUCUGGUUGGCUGGAGCUCGACCCUCAUCUUCAGUGGGAGAUGGAUCCAGAGAAUUCAAGCGAUAUUUGGGUCUUUUUCAUGUCCGGCGUCCUCUGCGUCCAGCCCGGAUCCGUGUCCGCAGUUUUCAAGAACCUAUAUCACUUCAACGUGGCAGAGUGGAUUAGUGCUCAUUACCGUCAUGAUGCAAUGCACCGGAAAUACGUCUCUCAGAGAGGCCCUGAAGCAAGGCCAUGCACCGCUUGUGUAGUUGCACUCUUGCUGCCUACCUCGAUGUUCAUCUAUGCAUGGACGGCAGAUCCUCGCAUCUUCUGGAUGUGGCCUGUUGUCGGCUUAACAGACCGGAAGCGCUCAUCAAACGACUUGCAAGUACCUUGUAGCACCUCCCCACAGUCUGCGUUCAACAUAAUCUCCCCGCAUAGCUACGGUCCAAUUGCGUCGUCUGCUUUUGCAAGUCAAGGCUUAGCUCGUAACUUUGGUAGCUUUGGAUUCCCUCUAUUCUCUCAGACGAUGUUCGACAAGCUCACGUACAAAUGGGCCAACACUAUUUUCGGAGGCGUCGCUGUCAUUCUGAUUCCAGUUCCUUUCGUUGAAGAAAAACUAGGAAUUGAGAGCCGGGAUGGCGGCCCUUAA
This is a messenger RNA of Suillus paluster, 1107 nucleotides long. RefSeq lists its product as uncharacterized. NCBI's taxonomy places the organism in Eukaryota, Fungi, Basidiomycota, Agaricomycetes, Boletales, Suillaceae. Gene Ontology annotation, molecular function: transmembrane transporter activity. The record is from RefSeq and is a predicted model, not a curated record. The transcript is spliced from 10 exons. The coding region runs from base 1 to 1107 and encodes 368 amino acids. Gene Ontology annotation, biological process: transmembrane transport.